Peronospora matthiolae is the source of this 360-nucleotide messenger RNA. Lineage: Eukaryota; Oomycota; Peronosporomycetes; Peronosporales; Peronosporaceae. The record is from the annotation of a GenBank genome assembly.
AUGCAGGUGCGUGGAUUCAGGAACCUUCACUGCACGAUCAAAGCCCACGACAACAGCUUGCUUUCAAUUCGACUGCGACUUUACCAUCUGAUCGCGGUCUUGCUGAAAUGUCGGGAGUGUGAUGGCGCCACUAGCGACGAUACGAGUGUAGUUGCAGAGGAUCUUGACGCGACAAAUGGGUUGGCAGCCGACGUGGGCAGCGGGAAGAAGAAGAAGAAGAAGGUCAGGAGCGUCGAAGUGCGGCGGACUGUUUUCCGACCUGUGGUAUCAUCUGACCGGCUUCUGAAGACGACACAAACGCUAAAUAACACGCUCUAUCCGACGAUCGACAAGGUGGGAUCGAGAGAGACGCGUCGCUAG